AUGAAGGCUUUUCACUGGAUCCUCCUGUACUGCGCUGCACCCCUGCUGUCUGAUGUACAGGGCACAUACCACCUCAUGGCAGGGGAUCCCGAGCUAAUGGCUGCUCAGAGUUAUGCUCAAACCAGAAAUAAUGGGCACCCACCGCUCAGGACCCUGAAUCCAGCAAAGACAGACUCUCAGUGCAGAAGCCGUUCCCUGGACCUGGUCUUCAUCAUUGACAGCUCUCGCAGCGUGCGUCGAGGAGAGUUUGAGAAGGUUAAAAUCUUUCUGGCCAACAUAGUCGACACCCUUGAAGUGGGCUCAGAUUCCACCAGGGUGGCUGUGGUCAACUACGCCAGCACGGUCAAGACAGAGUUCCUGCUCAAAGACUAUUUUAGCAAACUAGACUUGAAGAAAGCCAUCUCCCGCAUUGAGCCUUUGGCGACUGGCACCAUGACCGGCCUCGCCAUCAAAACUGCAGCGAAUGAAGCUUUCACCGAGCAGUCUGGAGCCCGGCCUCGUUCUAGGAAUAUCUCCAAGGUGGCCAUCAUCGUGACAGACGGGAGACCUCAAGACCAGGUGGAAGAAGUGUCUGCUGCAGCCCGGGGAAAGGGUAUCGAGAUCUACGCUGUCGGGGUGGACCGUGCAGACAUGCGAUCCCUUCAGCUGAUGGCCAGCACCCCUCUGGAGGACCACGUCUUCUACGUGGAGACCUACGGCGUCAUCGAGAAGCUCACGUCCAAGUUCAGAGAGACCCUGUGCGGUGUGGACCCCUGCUCCAUGGGACACGACUGCGAACACAUUUGUGUCAACAGCAACGCCUCGUAUUACUGCAAGUGCCGGAAAGGUUAUAUCUUGAAUCCGGACAAGAAAACAUGUUCCCUGAAACAGGUGAAGGUCGAGGUGGUGGAGGAUCCCUGCAAAUGCGAGGCUAGACUGGCUUUCCAGAAGCAGACGCAGGCAGCCAUCCAACAGCUCGCAGCCAAGCUUGCUGACGUGACUGGGAGAAUAGAGCGUCUUGAGAACACGGUGGGCCGUGCCUGAAACUUUGCACAGCCAGAUGACUUUUGUUGCUCCUACAGACUACUGCAUCAUGGGGAGGAACUUCCUGUGAUCCACUCUAACUUCAACCACAGACUGAGAGAAGCAAUGACUCACAAAUCAACCCCGCAGGUUACUGACUGCUGAGCAACAAUGUCUACAAAUAAACUUUAUUUUAACUUUUUAUUGAUGAUUUUUUCCCCCCAAAUCUACUGUAAAUGUUACUUAAACUAAACCCCCAGGAGCAUAUUAAAAUAUAUA
Pundamilia nyererei is the source of this 1281-nucleotide messenger RNA. RefSeq names its product matrilin 3a (gene matn3a). Gene Ontology annotation, molecular function: calcium ion binding. The transcript has 6 exons. The record is from RefSeq and is a predicted model, not a curated record. Lineage: Eukaryota; Metazoa; Chordata; Actinopteri; Cichliformes; Cichlidae. Bases 1 to 1023 code for a protein of 340 amino acids.